AUGGAGAAAGUGGGGACAGGUUACAUGGAUGGAGAACUUGCAAAAAAAUCAGAUCUGAGAGCCCCGAUUCUAAAACGUGGAGGCACUUCAAAGUCUAAGAGUAGCCAAGAAGAAAACAAGGAAGCACUAAAGAAGGAAAUCUUAUUCACAGAUUCUGAUAAGUCUUUGAUGCGUGAAGCAAAAGGCAUCGAGUUGAAGAAAGACAAGAUGGGGAUGGAGCCCAACAUAAAGGAAAGUGACAGAGAAAUGCCAAAAAGACAGGAAGCCCAAGUAAAGGAGAGUGAGUCCAGAAUACCACAAGGACAAGAACCUCAAGGAAAUGACAGUGAGUCCAGAAUACCACAAGGUCAAGAACCUCAAGGAAAUGACAGUGAGUCCAGAAUACCACAAGGACAAGACUCUCAAGGAAAUGACAGUGAGGCUGGAAUACCACAAGGACAAGAAUCUCAA
Molecule: messenger RNA, 450 nt
Organism: Artibeus jamaicensis (Jamaican fruit-eating bat)
Lineage: Eukaryota; Metazoa; Chordata; Mammalia; Chiroptera; Phyllostomidae
Gene: TSBP1
Product: testis expressed basic protein 1
Exons: 2
Source: RefSeq, a predicted model, not a curated record